Naegleria lovaniensis is the source of this 1602-nucleotide messenger RNA. RefSeq lists its product as uncharacterized. NCBI's taxonomy places the organism in Eukaryota, Heterolobosea, Eutetramitea, Acrasida, Naegleriidae. The transcript has a single exon. Gene Ontology annotation, molecular function: hydrolase activity, acting on carbon-nitrogen (but not peptide) bonds. The record is from RefSeq and is a predicted model, not a curated record. The coding region runs from base 1 to 1602 and encodes 533 amino acids.
AUGUCAACACAACUGCAGGAUCACCAGCUCUCUUCCACGGACUCAGCACAGCAACAACAACAACAACUACCUUCACGAUCCACGUCGGACGUUUCCGUUGCUUCCUCUCCAUCACCACACUCCAAUUCCAUACAACCACCAACAUUCAAAGCAACACCUCUCUACACGAUCGAUCUCAACACUCCACCCCGGCAACGAUGGCAACCCAUCGUACGGGAAUAUCUCAACGAGAUGAAACCACUCAAGAACUAUAUUGACCAAAUGGCCCACGAACAAGCAGGUUGGUUUGGUAAAUUGGGAAUGAAAAUUUCAGGAUGGGCCAGUCAACAACUCUUAACCACCGUGUCGGAUUCCAUCGUGGAGGAAUUGAAAGGCAUUGCCGAAUUAACUCAACCUGCAUUCGGUCUUUCAUACAGUGACUUGUUGAAUUUAAAUUUGGGAUAUAACUUUUUAGCCAUGUGUUCUUCGAUUGCUGUCAAGGAAUUUAACAGGGGUGAGUCGAAAUCAACUUUGGGUAGUGGCGAGCCAAAAUCAACAACAUCUCGUGCAUUGGAUGGAGUGUAUCAUUUGCGAAAUUUGGAUUGGGAUGUGGCCAUUGCAGAACCUUUUCGUAAUUUGACCAUUGAUGUGGAAUUUGUGAGAGGUUCUCAAUUAAUCUAUCGUGCCACAACAUGGGUUGGAUUUAAUGGCUUUCUGACUGGUAUGAGAUAUCGACAGUUCAGUACUACUAGUAGUGACAACACCAACACAACCACAUCGAAUGGCACAACCACAUGCACGGCCACUCCUUUCAGCAUUUCCCUCAAUUAUCGAAAAAACAAAGACUCGAAUGAAAUUGUUGGCUUUGUAAAGAAUGUAUUGGCAGGUUUCAUGAAUUAUUAUCCUGCCGAAUAUUUGAUACGAAAAUUGUUGGAAGAUGCCGAUUCCUUAGAGACGGCACUGAGAUGGAUCGAUCAUUAUCCCAUGAUGGCUCCAUGUUAUUUGGUGUUGUGUGGAGAGGAGAAUGCCUACUUGUUGAGUAAGACUCGUACCAGUGAUUUGAAUCGAUUACAACUCAAGCAUGAAAUGCACAAGAUGAUGGAAAAAGUUGUUCAGCAACAACAACAACAAACAGGAGCCGAACAAUCUCAACCAUCUUCUUCAAAAUCAGUGGCAUCCAAUGUACAUCAGACACAACAAGCACCACCACAGAGAGCCUUUCUCGUUCAGACCAAUAUUGAUCACUGGGAAACGAGUGUGGAUAAAGAAUGGGCCGGGGAUGAUGCUCUGUUACAUAAUUCCUUAGAUAGGAAAUGUGCAGCUCAAGCCUAUCUGAGCCAAUCCAUUGAGGAUUAUUCCAAAUUGAAACUCGUUGAGAAUACUUCAAAGGAACAGCUCUCCAGCCAAAUCCACAACUCGAAAAUCAUGUCCCAAAGUGCUCAUUUCCGCAACAUUCCUCAUGACACUUCAUAUUUCAAUUUUCUCAUGCAAUGCAUCUCGAAUUAUCCGAGUUGCAAUCAAGAAACAGUCUAUCAAGUCAUUUGCAAUCCAAAGAAUAAUUUUUACUUUUCCCGAAUUAUUUACAAUCCACCUACAGAUCCUUCCAAUAAUUAUUUGUAUUGA